GCGGGGAGGGACUUAGGUCGGGGCGCUUGGAGAGCAGUGCGGCGGGCGCGCUAACCUGUGGUGGCGCCAGCCAUUCUGCCGCUCGGCCCUUUGCACUUCUCCAUGUCCUCGGGCUGGAGUGGACCCUAAGUGUGUGAUGAGGGGCACCGUGGUGGUGCUAUUUCAUCGCACAGCUCCUCGGCAUGUCACGGGUCAGGGCCUUUCCUAACGCGGAGUGUGGCCUCCCAGCUCCAGAAGAGGAGCUAGGAGCCGGAGGGACCACGUCGAGGGUGACGAAGAGCAUUGUGGGGGCGUUAUGGAAAAGUAGGACCCCAACCGACAGGUCGCCCUGGGUCCUCGCGCUACCUGGGCACGCUAUGCUUUACGCGGAUGCUUGGAAAGGUUCCAGCGCGGGAAACUGAACCUUGUGUUUUGUUGUUGUUGCUGCUGCGCAUGCGUCUUCCUGCCACGUGACUAGUUGAUUGUGUCAGUUCUUGCAGAUUGCAACAGCUCCAUUUUGCGGUACGGAAGUGGCAGUGCAACACCUUCCCCUGGAAACCUUCCGGAAUAAUGUCACGCCUGUUUUUAUUUGGGAAAAGGAGACCCCCAAAUAAGAUCGAGCAAGAGUUAAAAGGUCAAGCUGGUAUUUCCUAACGUGCCAUGUCCAGGCCAUCUCUCAUCACAUUUACUACAGCCACUGACUCCAGCGACCUCUGGAAGGAUGGGCAGCAGCAGCCACAGCCGGAGAAGCCAGAGCCUGUCCUGGAUGGGGCUGCAGCCCGGGCCUUCUACGAGGCUCUAAUCGCGGAUGACAGUACUUCCCCUAAGCCCCAGAGAGCUGACCCUAUCAGGGAAAGAAAGAGGAAGAGAAGGAGAAUAAUGAGGGAUGCUGCGGCAGGAGCCUCAGGGCAAGGAAGACCACUUGAGGAUGAAGACAAGAUGACUUCGUGGAUCUUGCUGGCAGCCCAGAAUGGGGAUGUGACAGAACUUCGAAGGCUGCUGGAGCCCCGAGAGGCAGGGGGAGCCGGAGGGAACAUCAAUGCCCGCGAUGCCUUCUGGUGGACUCCCUUGAUGUGCGCUGCCAGAGCAGGCCAGGGGGCAGCUGUGCGCUAUCUCCUGGGCCGAGGGGCCGCCUGGGUAGGGGUCUGUGAGCUGGGAGGCAGAGACGCUGCUCAGCUGGCUGAAGAAGCAGGCUUCCCUGACGUAGCCCGCAUGGUCAGAGAGAGUCCUGGGGAGACGAGAAGCCCUGAGAACCAGAACCGGCCUCCCCCCAUCUCCCGGUUCUGUGAGGACUGUGGUGCCCAUUUUGAAGACUCCAACCACCGUACAUCUACUGCCCACCUGCUGUCCCUGUCCAGGAGCCCCCAGCCCUCCAGCCUUCCCCUUGGGGUGCCCACCUCCAGUCCUGGUUUCAGGAUGCUGCUGAGGGGUGGCUGGGAGCCAGGAAUGGGGCUAGGACCCCGGGGCGAAGGCCGUGCCAACCCCAUUCCCACUGUCCUCAAGAGGGACCAGGAAGGACUGGGCUACAGAUCUGCACCCCAGCCCCGAGUCACGCACUUCCCAGCGCGGGAUACCCGGGCUGUGUCUGGGAGUGAGAGGGUGCCUCGAGUUGCCACACUGAGUCAGAGGGAGAACAGGAAGAGAGAGGAGAAGGACAGAGCCUGGGAGCGAGAUCUGAGACUGUACAUGAACCUUGAGUUCUGACCAGGCGGGCUGGCCUUUAAUUUGCUGGACUUGGGCCCCUGGCCUGGGUAUUGGAUUUCUACUUCCUGGGAUCCACCGGGUUCUGGCUCUUGGCCUCUGCUUAUAGAGAGAAUGACUGAGAGUUGGGAGAUAAAUAAACUUCCUUCAUUGUGGUUUGUUUA
This is a messenger RNA of Chionomys nivalis (European snow vole), 1844 nucleotides long. RefSeq names its product G-patch domain and ankyrin repeats 1 (gene Gpank1). The record is from RefSeq and is a predicted model, not a curated record. Lineage: Eukaryota; Metazoa; Chordata; Mammalia; Rodentia; Cricetidae. Bases 640 to 1683 code for a protein of 347 amino acids. The transcript is spliced from 3 exons. Gene Ontology annotation, molecular function: nucleic acid binding; protein binding.